This is a messenger RNA of Fomitopsis serialis, 820 nucleotides long. RefSeq names its product inorganic phosphate transporter. Gene Ontology annotation, biological process: protein targeting to ER. The transcript is spliced from 7 exons. The record is from RefSeq and is a predicted model, not a curated record. The coding region runs from base 91 to 645 and encodes 184 amino acids. NCBI's taxonomy places the organism in Eukaryota, Fungi, Basidiomycota, Agaricomycetes, Polyporales, Fomitopsidaceae. Gene Ontology annotation, cellular component: endoplasmic reticulum; mitochondrion.
CGAUCCUCCCCAGCCAACAGCCCCGCCACACCACCCCUUGCCGUCUCCUCCUCCUGCCCUCCCCUCCUCGCCGCACACUCGCCCAGCAUCAUGAACGCUGCCGCCUCCAACCUCGUCAUCUCCCUCGGCGCGAUGCAGGUCGCGAGGAAGUUGGACUUUGACGACCCACAGGUGCUGCUGGGCGUGCGCAUUGCGUAUGUGACCGUGCAGGCAGUCAUCCUGGGCGCGUACUACUACGCAUCGUACAAAAUCAAGCAGAAGAACGACAUGACGGUCCUCAAGUAUGUCGAGCCUGCAAGUCCAAUGAGCGGCGGCGAGCAGGGCAACCUCGUAACGACAACCAUCCGUGACUACGACCUCGCCGAGACCUCCAAGCUCAUCCGCUCCGUCUUCAUGGGCGUCGCCAUGAUGGGCUUCAUGCACCUAUACAUGCAGUACACACAGCCCUUGUUCGUCCAGGCGCUCAUGGGCCUCAAGAACCUCUACGACGCAAAGCCCGUCGCAAUCCACGUCCUCGGUCGGCCAGCGGAGGGCGACCUCAAGCGGCCCUUCAAGGUCGGCGGCUUCAUGGGCGCUGCCGCAAACCCUCAGACGGACAAGGCCGCGAUCGACGAGGCGGAGAAGCGGAUCGCGAAGGACGAGUAGACUACCGUUGGACUGCUCGGACUCCCUUUGGGUUAGCCCGCUUUCUGUGUAAAAGUGGCUCGUUGUCUGGGCUCGGUGUCAUUGGUUGGGUACAUAUAUGUAAUGCAAGAUAGAGUGCAACGACGGGGAUCCAUACUUCCAUCUUUGCUUGAAUCGUUGAUGGGUCCCUUUCAUU